AUGGCUGUGAUCUUGAGCAUUGCUCAUAGCUUCAAGAGAACUACCCCCGAGUUGCACGCGUUCUCUGCCCGGCUGGGCGAGACGGUGGACGAGGCGGCCGUGCGGCGCGCGCUCACCGAGCGCUCAUUCGUGCUGCAGAGGCGGCUGGAGCGCGAGCGCUCGGCUGAGUCAACUGAGGACAACAGCGCGUUGGCAGUUCGCGGCCGGGAGCUGAUGACAUCAUAUGUUGCCGGCUGGCUGCGUGCUGCAUUGCCGCGCGUGCCUGAAGAGGGUGUACAGGCCGUGACGUCAUAUCUGACGUCACGCAGCCAGCUCCAUGACUUGGCGUCUGGCAUUGGGCUGAAGGACAUCGUCCUUUCCGAGGAGUACCCGCCGUCGGAGGAGGCCCUGGUGCGCUGCCUGUGCGCCUGGCUGGCGGCACUGGCUAACUCGGCCGGCGAGCAGCGCGCCCACCUCCCGGAGCUCACCGAGCUGUCGGAUGACAAGCUACUAGAGGAGCUGACCGAGCAAAGGGUGUACUACUACUCGCGCGCUAUACUCGGUACUCGCACACUCAUGGCGCUCUAG
Pollicipes pollicipes is the source of this 567-nucleotide messenger RNA. Its product is annotated as 39S ribosomal protein L44, mitochondrial-like. Gene Ontology annotation, biological process: RNA processing. The coding region runs from base 1 to 567 and encodes 188 amino acids. The record is from RefSeq and is a predicted model, not a curated record. The transcript has 6 exons. Gene Ontology annotation, molecular function: ribonuclease III activity. Lineage: Eukaryota; Metazoa; Arthropoda; Thecostraca; Pollicipedomorpha; Pollicipedidae.